Amyelois transitella is the source of this 2638-nucleotide messenger RNA. RefSeq names its product neuropeptide F receptor (gene NPFR). The transcript is spliced from 5 exons. Gene Ontology annotation, cellular component: membrane. Gene Ontology annotation, molecular function: neuropeptide Y receptor activity. Bases 400 to 1542 code for a protein of 380 amino acids. Gene Ontology annotation, biological process: G protein-coupled receptor signaling pathway. Lineage: Eukaryota; Metazoa; Arthropoda; Insecta; Lepidoptera; Pyralidae. The record is from RefSeq and is a predicted model, not a curated record.
GCCAUCGCGGCAGUCGGUCGGUUAAACCUGCUGUUAACCUCAUGAACGCGGCGCAAACUUUUGAAUUUCGAAUUGAAAUAUCAAAAAGAAAUUAAUGUUCCCGCUAAUUUAAAACAAUAAAAAAAAGUAAAAUAUUUUGUUACUGGCCUCUUCCAAAAAAAUAUUUUUGUCUGUAGUUUAUUUUUCUUUGAAACAACUUUUGACAUUUUUUUAACAAUGCGACUAAAGUGAACUGUGACUGGUGCCUCUUUUAUCGAUGUUUAAAGAGUUUAAAAGUGGUUGUCGUUCAAAAUAGGUCUGAAAGAAGAGUAUGGUCCACGGUAUUCCAAUCCGUGUGCCGGGGACAACGUAAAUUGGACGUUAUGUCACAUUUAUAUAAAGCGGAUAUUUACUGUCCUGAUGCCUUAUUAUGAUGAAACGAUGUUGGACCCGGCCCUCAACCUAACCCUGAACGCAUCAGCACAAUGGAUCAUCGAAAAUGCCAGAAAAGUCCGUGACCCCGACCUUUACGAGAAGUUCUCACAGAACAGAAAGGUCGAUGACACCACACAGGCCAUACUCCUGACUUUCUAUGUUCUGCUCAUCGUCAUCGGCUUGUGUGGGAAUGUCUUAGUUGUUAUUUCUGUAGUUAGAAAACCGGCUAUGCGGACAGCGAGAAACAUGUUCAUAGUCAACCUAGCUGUUUCCGACACCCUGGUGUGCGUGGUCGGGACCCCUUUGACUGUAUUGGAGCUGUUGACGAAGCACUGGCCGCUGCCCGACUGGCCCAGCCUUUGUAAGGCGUGUGGAGCCAUCCAGGCGACUUCCAUUUUUGUUUCAACUAUAACGAUCACAGCUAUUGCUUUGGAUAGGUACCAGUUGAUCGUCUACCCAACGCAGUGUGGUAUCCAGACAAUGGGCGUAGUAUUCAUCAUGUGCGGCAUCUGGGUCUUCGCCAUAGCCUUAGCUUCACCCCUAUAUAUAUUUAGAAACUUAAUCAUUCACAAAACAGGAAUAGUAGGCAUGGAAUCUCUUAGCUUCUGCAUCGAAGACUGGCCAAUAGAGGAAGGCAGAGGAAUCUACUCAGUGUUGAGCCUGAUCUUCCAAUACUUAUUACCUGUCUCAGUUGUUUUAUUAACACAUGUUCAAAUACACAACAGAAUUCACAGAAGAAUGCAAGAUAGAAGAAGAAGCAGAAAUAAAACUGCAGCUAUUUUAACAGCUAUUGUUGUUACAUAUGUUAUAAGCUGGUUGCCUUUAAACGUGUUUAAUUUAGUUGCUGAUUUUAGUACGAAACCGAUAUUGGAUGAGAAACCAUUGACAAUAACUUACGCUGUUUGUCAUAUGUUCGGGAUGUCCAGCGCCGUUUCUAAUCCUCUACUGUACGGCUGGUUGAAUGACAACUUCAGGAAGGAAUUCGAGGAGAUAUUAUGCUGUAAACGACAGGGUCAGUUGAAAAAUACGCGGACCAAAAGUAGAAAGAUGGACACAGAAUUAACGGCUCUUCAAAUGGACGCCGUAACAACUAACACAAAGACAUCUCAAUGCUCUCAGAUUUUCUGACUAAAGUCUUGCUUUAAAUAGCAAGAAACUAGUGUUGAAUUGCAAGUGAUAUAAGGGAAUGGACGGUCAAUUUAUGGAUUUAAGUGUACGGUUUCUGUUUUUGACAAAAAAUUAUGUAGCAUCAAAGCUUGCGGAAUCUUUGUCCACAUCAAUUCUGCAGAUGAAUCUUUAAAAGAACAACUGCAUUUUCAUGAAGGUCUCAAAUUUAUGUUGAUUCCUUAGAAAUGUUCUCAAUCACAAUCUGAUCGUAUGAAAUAUUUUCUGAUGGAUUAGGAAAUUCUAUACAUUUAAAUAUGAUUCUAAAAACAUUAUUUCAUUUAAAAAAAAAAACAUAGUAGAAUCAUUAAUAUGCAGUUCAGUUAUCAAUAUAAUUAUUGAAUCAUCUAGUUCAAAUUUAGUGUGUAAUUAAUUUAUCGUAACAAACAUCAAUUGUUGAGCCUUGUCCGUAACAAAUUAAGUUGGAAAUAAACAUGUAUGUCAGAUUCCCAUAUUUCUGGUGGAGGGAUAACACUUCCAUAUUGUACUUUAUCAAUACAAUAGUAUGUUCCUACACUUGUGUGGUAUUAUAAUCUUCUGAAUUAACUAAUGUAGAGUUAAAAUAGAUGUAAACAAAUUAUCCAUGAUUCAAGUCAAAUAUUUUUUUUUUAGAUUAUUCAUUCCUCAUUUUAAAAAAUAGUUUUUUGAAUUAUGUCUUUUUUUUAUUUUCUUCUUAAAGUAAUUAAGGUUAUUGUAUCUUUUAUGUACAAUUUUAUCUUUCUUGCUUUCUUGAAAUUCAUUGUUCUCUCCGAUUGUAUUUUUCGAAAUGUGAAUUUUGUUGAUAUAUCUUUAACUUUGACUUAUCAAUUAUGUGAUUAAUUUUGUUUUCAUCUAAAGUAACUUAUUAACAUUCAGUAUACUUAGUUCAUUACUUACAGUUCACAGCACAAUCAGUCAUACCGCCAUCAUCAGCAGUAGUGUCAGAUGUAAUAAACCAUAUACUUCAUGACAAUGCAACACCGUUAGUUGUCCUUCCGAUGCAGACUGCCAACCACCAUAUAAAUAAAGAAUCAUCCGCAAUUUUAAUUAAUAAAAUGUUUAAAUAAGAAAAUAUCUUCAU